This is a messenger RNA of Rubroshorea leprosula, 3482 nucleotides long. The record is from the annotation of a GenBank genome assembly. Lineage: Eukaryota; Viridiplantae; Streptophyta; Magnoliopsida; Malvales; Dipterocarpaceae.
AUUCUCCAACAAAGUUGCAAGUCAGAGGGAGAUCAAACGCACAACGACCGAGUUGAUGCAAGUUCAUCAAAGGGAAGGGGAAUCUCUGAGGGACUACAUGCAGCGAUUCAACAAAGCCACUUUAGACAUUGAUAACGUCCUCGAUACCAUCUGCUUGUCUGCCUUGCUGCAUGGUUUGAAGAGUGGUCGGUUCCUAGACGACCUGCUAGAAAACCCGCCGAAGACAUGGAACGAAGUGAAUGACAGUCAUGAGCAACCGCCGAGGAGGGAAGAAAAGAAAAAGCAGAAGGUCAACGAGCAGUGGGGGAAGCUCGCCGACUUCCCAAAGUAUGCCAACUACAUUCCUUUGACCUUGCCAAGGUCUCAAAUCUUGGCACAAAUCCAGCACUGGGUUAGAAGACCCCCUCCCCCACUGCAUGAUUCCUUGAGAGCAGAUAAGAGCAAGCAUUGUGACUACCACCAUGCAUACGGUCACAACACAAAAGACUAUCAACAUUUGAAAGAUGAACUAGAGUUCUUAACUCGCAAUGGGAAGGGCAGAGGUACUAGCUCGGCGGCGCACAGGAUGAGUAUCAGAAUAGCCAAUAUCCCUCUAAGCAAGGCAGAGCGCACAGGGAACGUCAGUUCAAUCGGCGAGGACAAGGACAAAGGACUACCGCCCAGAACCAAAAAGAUAGGAAGGGGGCCCUUGAAGCGCUCGUUUGAAGAAGCAGAAUGGGAAAAUACACCCAUUACAUUCAGUCCAACCGAUUACAAGCGAGCAGAAGGAGAGCCCGACGUUAUGAUGCCUCACGCUGAUCCUUUCAUGGCAACAGUCCAUAUAGGCAAUCAUAACGUCAACAAGGUCUUCAUUGAUAUUGGAAGCUCACCAGAUAUCUUAUACUGGAGCUGUUUUCAAAAGAUGCAACUGAAUCCGAGCUUGUUGCAGAAGUAUGAAGGGCCCAUAUAUGGGUUUGAUAACCAACCUGUCCCAGUUGAGGGAGUUAUUACCAUUCCUAUAUAUGUGGGCUCAAAACCAUGCUUCAGGAUGGCCUCUGUUAGCUUCUUGGUUGUCAAGAUGGAAUCGGCUUUCAAUGCUAUAUUAGGAAGAGCCACCCUGUGCGAGCUGAAGGUUGCUAUCUUCCAACCCCAUCUCUAUAUGAAAUUCCCAACUCCUCAGGGGUUAGGGGUGCUUAAGGGGAAUCAGAAGAUGGCCAGAGCUUGCUACCAAGACACUUUCAAGAAGGUCGAGCUCGUUGUGGCCCCAACAAGUUCUGAAAAUCACAGGCCAACCCAGCUCGAUCAGCAGACAAUGAGCAUAUCAGAUAUCGAACAUCGACCUAAGGGUGUCGAGCAGAAGGUUGAGCCGGUAGAACCGGUGGAAACGGUCCCUUUAAACCCUGAUGUGCCAAAAAGGAUAGUUAAGAUCGGCACCAAGCUUACAGAAGAAGAGCGAGCAGAGCUUCUAGAGUUUUUGAGGGUUAAUCAGGAUGUGUUUGCGUGGACUACGGAUGAAAUGCCUAGCAUCCCAAUGGAGUUAACAGUCCACAAGCUCAGCUUCAUUAGGAGAGUCGAAUACUCUGAGUGGGUGUCCAACCUUGUGCUCGUCAAAAAACCAAACGGAAAGUGGAGAAUGUGUAUUAACUUCACCAACUUAAAUGAGGCGUGUCCAAAAGACCCUCAUCCCUUGCCAAAUGUGGAGAAGCUGGUCGAGCGGGCAGUUGGACACGAGCGGAUAAGCUUCCUCGAUGCUAGCCCAAGCGGACCUGAGGGAGACGUUUCAGAAUUUGCGCCGAGCCCAGAUGAAGCUAAAUCCCCUGAAGUGCACGUUCGCUGUAGAAUCAGGAAAAUUCCUAGGGCAUUUGACGAGCUCAAACAAUAUCUAGUUUCAGCACCCCUACUGUCCAAACCUGUGGAGGGGGAAAGUUUAUACCUGUAUCUGGGGGUUACGGAGGAGGCGGUGAGCUCGGUCCUACUUAGGGAAGAGAAUAAGAAUCAGAAGCCUAUCUGCUAUGUGAGCAAGGUUUUACAAGGGGUCGAGCAGAACUACCCACUAGCGGAAAAGGCUGCUUUUGCUCUAGUUUGCACAGCUCGUAAGUUGAGAGCUUACUUCCAAUCUCAUCAAAUUGUUGUCUACACUGAUCUGCCGUUGAGGAAAAUAUUGCAGAAACUGGAACUCUCUGGUCGGCUUAUCGGAUGGAGCGUCGAGCUAAGUGAGUACGACCUCAAAUUUCAGCCGCGCACGACCAUAAAGGGCCAGGUUGUGGCAAAUUUCUUGGUGGAAUGCAUCUCGACGACUGUGGAAGAAAAGGCACCCAAACACCCAGUCUGGGUCUUGUAUGUUGAUGGCACUGCUAACGUUGAAGAAUCGGGUGCUGAGGCUGUCCCUCAUUUACUGAUUGAAGCUAGCGUCCGAGCUAAAGGUACAGAGCAUUUAGAUAUCAGCCCUCAUAGAUCAACAAUUGUGGAGGUACUUGACGCUCCAAGCUACACCGAUUUCACAGUUGAGUGUCAACUGCUCAGCACAGAUCCUUCUUCACCGAGUUGGACUACCCCGCUCAUAGAUUAUCUACACAGUGGCGAGCUGCUUGAAGAUCCAUCCGUUGCAAAGUUGAUUAAACGCAAGGCAGCUCAUUUCACUUUGUUAGAUAAUCAGCUCUACAAACAAGCAGCUUCAAUGCCCCUAUUACGCUGCCUCACUCCUUAUGAAGCUAACUAUGCUGUGAGGGAAGUUCAUGAAGGAGUAUGUGGCACACACAUAAGUGGUAGAACUUUAGCUCGGAAACUCCUGAGGCAUGGGUAUUACUGGCCAACUAUGGUUGAGGACUCACAAAACUAUGUCAAAAAGUGCCCAACCUGCCAGUUCAACGCUAAUGAUAUUCACAUGCCAAUCGACUUGCUCGGCCCUUUUGUGAAAGGCAAAGGAGGUUGCACCUACCUCGUUGUCGCAGUGGAUUACUUCACCAAAUGGAUAGAAGCUAAACCAUUGUCCACGACAACAGAAAAGAAAAUAGAAGAAUUCUUGUUCGAUAUACCUAAGCGGAUCAUCGCUGACAAUGGGCCACAAUUCCGAGCAACGGCACUAAGGUCAUUUUGUAACGACUAUGGCAUUGAGCUCACCUUGACCUCUGUAUAUACCCCGCAAUCAAAUGGAAAAGCUGAGUCUGCUAAUAAAAUCAUCUUACGAGGCCUCAAGACGCGUGUAUUAGCCACCCAUUCUAAUUGGGUAGACAAGCUCAAUAAAGUGCUUUGGUCAUGUCGCACUACACCCACUCGGCCACGGGCGAAACCCCAUUCAGCCUUGCCUAUGGAGCUGAGGCCGUCAUCCCUGUAGAGAUCGAAUUGCCAUCUGACAGAGCAAAUCAGCACAACAACAAUCACAACGAGCAGCUUUUAAGAGAAAACCUAGACCUUGUGGAAGAGAUCAGGGAGAUGUCUCGAGUAAGAAACAUGGCGCAUCAAAGUCGUGUUGCAAAAUUUUAUAAUAAAAGAGUUCGAGCUUG